GCGUUCUUGGUUAGCUUGCUAUUGCCGAAGAUUUCCACUCGGGUUCCCUCAGCCCUGGUGGCGAUCCUCCUCGGCACAGCUUUCGAGUGGGCCAUCGCCCGCUGCGCUUUUGACACGCAGACGCCGAUCGUCGGAGACAUUGCCAGCCAGUGUGACUUCCCGAUCCCGUUCUGGUUCAACAGUAUCUACCAUCCGCCGGCCUUCAGCAAGGAGCUGCUGCUGAAGGUUUUGCCCCUCUCCGUGACAAUGGCG
Molecule: messenger RNA, 252 nt
Organism: Symbiodinium necroappetens
Lineage: Eukaryota; Dinophyceae; Suessiales; Symbiodiniaceae
Source: the annotation of a GenBank genome assembly